This is a messenger RNA of Tachysurus vachellii, 1929 nucleotides long. RefSeq lists its product as uncharacterized. The transcript is spliced from 9 exons. Lineage: Eukaryota; Metazoa; Chordata; Actinopteri; Siluriformes; Bagridae. The coding region runs from base 137 to 1453 and encodes 438 amino acids. The record is from RefSeq and is a predicted model, not a curated record.
GCUGAAUUAAAGAGGUAGGUACAUCUGAUAAAAACCAUCAAUUAUUUACUCUUACCAUUGCAAUACAGACUGUUGUGUCAGAGCUGUGUUGAAGAUGAUCCAGUGAAAUGAUGAAUUCUCUUUGUCAGCUUUAGCCAUGUCUGUAUCAGGCAGCCAAACUCUGAGGCGCUCAGACAUGCAGCGGCAGUUGAAGGAAGUUCUUCAUAGUGUGGAAAAAGCACACAAAGCCGACAUCCAGACCUACUGCUCAGGUCACCUGGGUCCUAACAAACUCGUUCAUAGAUCCCUUAACUGCAGGCCACGCAAGGCAAUAUUGAGCAAACCCAAAUGUAAAGACGUGGGCCUGUCUCGCGUUCGGGAAAGGAGCCAAAUGGAAGCUAAUGUGGAAGAAACAUCUGAUGCCCUGCACAGUCUCACCAUAGGCACCAUGCUACAUAUCCCUAGAAUCCAGGAAAGACCAGAAUGUCCCAGUGAAGAAUCGUUGACAGGAGUUCAGGACAUGACAGAGUUAGCUAAGCUGAGAAAAGCAAUCCAGGAAAACAGUUGUACAGUGUCUGACAUGAUGGAACAGGACAGCCUCAGGUUCACACACUCACACAAAGCUGGGCUUGCACGGCGCGAUCAACAGCAUCGGAGGCUGCACACUGACAUGCGGGUUUUAAGGAUAAAAGCUGUGACCACCAGGAAGUGUCUGAGUGGUAUAGAAGCAGCAAAGCGACAUGAGCGCAGGCUUCAACAGGUACUGAGGAAACUUCCUGCCAGCGGAGGUCCCUGCAGAAAGCGCCUCGCAGUAUUUAGUGAUGUCUUUAAUGAUGUGUGUGACGGCUCACCUGCAUUCGGCAGUCUCCUCCGAGAAAUCAAGACAGAGUAUGAUUUGUACUUGAAGUCACUCCUUUUCUCCCAGUCACUGCUCUGGGAUAAGUCUGCGUCUACCUCAUUCGGAGUCUCCACAGAAGCAACAGAGUUAAAGAAAGUAGCAAGCCAAGUGUUAUCACUGGAACAGGAAGCCAGGAGAGCUCUAGAGGAAAACGACAGAGUCCAAAUAGAGUGUGAAGACGCUCUGGUAGACCAGAAGGGAAAUGAAAGCUACGAGCCGGUGGGUCAGUGUGAUGAGGUUGUGUUCUCGGGUGUGAACCCGUGUGCACUUUCCUCCGUCAGUCAGGUGGAGGCUAAAAGACAGCAGGUGUGGAAAGUGUGGGCUGAGGUGCAGAUGCUUCAGAAAGACAUCAGAGAGACCAUGGUGUCCACUGUUACCACCAGCGCUCUUGAGAACUGCAUCAGAGACUCAGAAGAUGAAAUCCUGAACCUUGCUGCUUCAAAUGUGCUUCUUCAGAGAACCAUUAAGGAUCUCGAACAAAACAUUUCAGCGAUCCUGAGAAAAGCAAAAGUCAGCGAGGAGACAACAGUGCAGGUUUGGGAGGAGAUAUGGACCACACUGAAUGGACAUGAUUAGGACACUCAAGAAUGAGCUGCCUUGUAAAAAUAUUUGAGCCCUUUAAUGAUGGUCAUCUAAACAGAGAGGUCUUGCUUUGAGUUUCACAGUUUCACAGGACAGGAAGUGGCUGGUCAUUACCGAUGUGUGAGAAACUAUUGUCCUCUUUCCUGCUAUCCUAAUUUGAAGCAUAAUUCAAAUAAAAUAUCUGGAUUUAGGAUCCUUCAUACAUCUGUCCUUACUAUGAAAUAACAUUUUAUAAUCUUCUUCCAAUCGUUUAGUUCAUAACACCAUAUAAAGUCUUCAUAGAUGGACGAUUCUCAAAUAAAGGUCACUUUCAGACCAGUAAAAUGUUCCGUCGUGUUUGUCCAUUCAUGAUUCUGAUGUUGUUUAAAUUUACAUCACUGAUGUUUAUUCAUUGUCACUGGUGUUAAAUGCACAAGCCAGAGUCAACAUCACCAGCCUCUUAAAACACACAGCAUUAAACACACCAGCAU